Messenger RNA from Drosophila nasuta, 1494 nucleotides. RefSeq lists its product as uncharacterized. The record is from RefSeq and is a predicted model, not a curated record. Gene Ontology annotation, molecular function: L-allo-threonine aldolase activity. Gene Ontology annotation, cellular component: cytosol. Bases 196 to 1335 code for a protein of 379 amino acids. NCBI's taxonomy places the organism in Eukaryota, Metazoa, Arthropoda, Insecta, Diptera, Drosophilidae. Gene Ontology annotation, biological process: glycine biosynthetic process; L-threonine catabolic process. The transcript is spliced from 6 exons.
GUCGUUUGUCGUUUGCCAUAUAAGGAGCAAGAGCAAGUAGGCUAGACACCGCCCAAAACAGGAAUAGAGUGCAAGUCAAGUCAAGUUGGCAUCUAUCAUUUAUGCAAAUUCGAAAUCAACUCGAUUUGCUGCCCAGCUCAUUCAAUACCCAGAGUACAUAACAUACAUACACAGUAAGAAAAAAGUCAGUGCAUAAUGUCUACGACCGUUGUUGACCUACGCUCGGACACUGUCAGCCAGCCGACGGCUGAGAUGCGGGCACGCAUGGCUGAGGCUGUAGUGGGUGACGAUGUCUAUGGCGAGGAUCCGACUGUCACCGAACUGGAGACGAGAACGGCGGCCAUUUUCGGCAAGGAGGCGGGCCUCUUUGUGCCCAGCGGCACCAUGGGAAAUCUACUGGCGGUUAUGGUUCACUGCCAUCGACGUGGCGCAGAAGCUAUUGUUGGGGAUUUAUCGCACAUCUUUCUGUAUGAACAAGGUGGCGCCUCACACUUGGCUGGCGUCCAAUUAGCCACGAUUAGAAAUCAGCCGGACGGCACUUUUAGUCUGCAGGAGCUGCGCCACAAGAUACGCAACUACAAGGACUGCCACGAGCCAAUCACCUCGCUCGUUGUCGUGGAGAACACCCACAACAUCUGCGGUGGCAAGGUGAUUCCCCUCGCCUAUCUCGAUGAGCUGGCGGCUUUGGUCCGUGAACCUGGUGUGGGCACCACUCGAAUUGCCCUCCAUAUGGAUGGGGCGAGAGUUUUCAACGCGGCCGCAGCUUUGGGCGUCAGCGUGGAGCGCAUCACUCGUGAUUUUGACUCGGUGUCCGUUUGCCUCAGCAAGGGCUUGUCAGCGCCCGUGGGAUCUGUUUUGGUGGGCUCUAAGGCUUUCAUUGCAGAAGCUCAUCGUCUGCGCAAAGCUUUGGGAGGUGGCAUGCGGCAAGCGGGCAUAUUGGCUGCCGCUGGCCUCGUGGCAUUGGAGCAGGUGGUGCCGCUGCUGGGAAAGGACCAUGAGCGUACUAAGCGCAUCGCAGAAGGCGUGGAUAAGCUGCGUAGUCCGAAUAUCGUUGUUGACAUGCCUUCUGUGCAGAGUAAUAUUCUGCUGCUGCAGAUCAAGCAGCCCAAGCUCGCUGCCGAUGAGUUUGCCAAGCGUCUGGCCAUCGUCGAGCCCGAGGAGAUCGCAGCCGGAGUGACCGACAAGCAGGGAGCAGGAAUUGUGUUGAAAGCCAGCGCCAGAGAUUGGGAAUUUAUGCGUUUGGUGCUCUAUCACCAGGUGGAUGACGAGCAGGUGGAAUUGGCCAUUAAGAAGCUGACUUAUGUCAUCAAACAGUACGAUGCCCGCUGGCCUUAAACACUGCCAAAAAGGGAAGAGUAGAUAAUAAGUGAGGUACGAAAAAGUACUGCCAAGAACAAACAUAAUUUUAUGUAUAAUUAUUAGAUUAUGUUUUUUUCUGUUGUCGAGCAUUUAAUUAAAGAGCCAAGCGAAAGCGAAAACUGGCAUAAUUUAUAU